Messenger RNA from Amaranthus tricolor (Joseph's coat), 805 nucleotides. Its product is annotated as ATP-dependent Clp protease adapter protein CLPS1, chloroplastic-like. The transcript has 3 exons. Gene Ontology annotation, biological process: protein catabolic process; proteolysis. The record is from RefSeq and is a predicted model, not a curated record. Bases 146 to 631 code for a protein of 161 amino acids. NCBI's taxonomy places the organism in Eukaryota, Viridiplantae, Streptophyta, Magnoliopsida, Caryophyllales, Amaranthaceae.
CCCAAUUUUAUAUUUAAAAUAGGAACAUUAGGAAAAAAGACCAUCCACAAAUUUUUUGUGGAGCUAGUAGACAAAAAUCGAAAUACUUCAGAUUGUUGGAAAUAUAAAAUAGUAAGGCAAUUUUCCUCAGCAGCUCAGUCUCAUUAUGAGAUUAGCGUCUAUGGAUACUGCAAUCAUUUGCAGAUUAGCUCUUUCACCCAACCAUGUAAUUAACCCUUAUUCUGGGGAUAAAAUUUAUUCUUGUAGAGGAUUGUACAAAUACCGUGGCUUGCUUUUGCCUGUGUCAGCAACUGGAUCUAAAGGAGGAGUAUUAGACAGACCUGUAAUAGAGAAAACCACUCCUGGACGUGAAUCUGAAUUCAAUCUGAGGAAAUCAAGGAAAAUAGCUCCCCCAUAUCGCGUAAUGCUGCACAAUGACAACUUCAACAAAAGAGAAUAUGUCGUUCAAGUCCUGAUGAAGGUUAUACCCGGAAUGACAGUCGACAAUGCAGUAAAUAUCAUGCAAGAGGCACACCACAAUGGUCUGUCAGUGGUCAUAAUAUGUGCUCAGGCCGAUGCUGAAGAACACUGUAUGCAGUUGCGUAGCAACGGGCUUCUGAGCUCGAUUGAACCUGCGGGUAGUGGAUGCUGAGAGUGAAGUGAAGUGUAUGAUUUUGAUACAAUUAACAUCUACAUUUGUAUAUAUUUAUUACAGUGACCAUUAUCCAUGUGAAUUGUGCACCUUCGCUUUCCUGUGUUCAAAUCUAGAUAAUGGACUUAUCAAAUAUCAAUACAUAUAAUGCUAUUACUAAUCUACUGUCUAAAA